UCCCCUCACCACCAUUUCUGAAAGCAUCUCAACCUCGCUUUUCCCUCCACCUUCAUCAUAUCACUAUUCUAAACCUACACACUCGAUUAACAUAUUAUAUUAGGUUCCGUUUAUGUAGCAUCGACAUCGGAGAAAACAACAUCGAGUUUCGGAGUAACAGAAUACGCCAUGCGAGAGGACGGAGACAGCAGCCACGUGCAUGUAAUCCCACCACUUCACAAUUUCACACCCCAUUUUUUACUCUCUAUCUUCGUAUGUGGACGACAAAAGAAUCACGGUGUCUUCCUAAUACUCAUCUUUUUUUCUUCAUGGUAACUGACUGAGUCACAUGUCUCUUCCAGAAACAUAUUAGAGGCAUAACUCAGUGGCCCACAUCCCCAUUUUGGUGUAACAUAUAAGGUAUUGUUCAGUGUCAUAGCUCUUUAAUUCACCUCCACACAAUCUCUUUCUGUUGUGUCUCUGGUAAUGGAAAAUUUCUCAGAAAUGGAAAGUGUGAUGGAAGAGCCCCUUCUUAGCAAGAAGAGUUCCAAUGCAAAGGGUGGCUUCAGAACCUUACCUUUCAUCAUAGCAAAUGAGGCCUUUGAGAGACUGGCCAGUCUUGGGUUAAUGCCUAACAUGAUAUUGUACUUGACAAGAGAGUAUGGCAUGCAAACUGCAGGAGCCACCAAUUUUCUCCUGCUAUGGUCUGCUGUCUCAAAUUUCACUCCAUUCAUUGGUGCUGUCCUUGCAGACUCCUAUGUGGGUCGAUAUUCCAUGAUUGCUUUUGGAUCUGUUGCAAGCUUACUGGGGAUGAUUCUUCUAUGGAUAACAACUUUGAUUCCUUUGUCAAAGCCACUUUGUAACCAAUUAACCGACAGCUGCGAUAACUCUCCAACAGCACUUCAAGUUUUGAUCUUGCAUUCUUCAUUUGCCCUAAUGUCCAUUGGAGCUGGGGGCAUAAGAUCAUCCUCCUUGGCCUUUGGUGUUGAUCAGUUGAGCAAGAGGGACAAAGAUGCAGGAAUCCAAGAGAGCUACUUCAGCUGGUACUAUGCUUCUGUUUCAAUGUCAUCACUAAUAGGUUUAACUGUUGUUGUCUACAUUCAAGAUUACAUGGGGUGGACAGUGGGAUUUGGAGUUCCCGCUAUCCUAAUGUUGAUAGCAACUCUAUCAUUUUUCUUAGCUUCUCCGUUUUAUGUAAUGGCGGAAGUUAAAAGGAACAUGCUAAGUGGUUUAGCACAGGUUCUUGUUGCCUCUUACAAAAACAGAUUUCUUCAGUCAUCGACCGAGAAUGGUACAUACUACCACCAAGAGAAGGGUUCUGAUCUCGUAAUGCCAACUGAAAACUUAAGGUUUCUGAACAAAGCAUGCAUAGUUAGAAAUCCCUCACAGGAUUUAACACCAGAGGGAAGAGCUAGGAAUCCAUGGAAUCUUUGCACAAUGGAGCAAGUGGAAGACCUGAAGGCACUGGUGAAGGUAGUUCCAAUAUGGUCAACAGGAAUCAUGAUGGGUGUGAACAUGAGUCAAGGUUCCUUUCUGGUACUAGAGGCAUCUUCCAUGGAUCGACACAUCACUUCAAAUUUUGAAAUUCCUGCAGGCUCUUUUGUGUCAUUUAUGAUUGUAUCUCUGGUCCUCUGGGUUGUAAUCUAUGAUCGCAUUUUAGUCCCUGUGGCAUCAAAGAUAAGAGGGUACCCGGUAAAGAUAGGAGCAAAGAAAAAGAUAGGAAUUGGUCUUUUUACAAGCUGCAUAUCAAUUGCAUCCCUUGCGAUUGUAGAGAGCAUCAGAAGAAAAAUUGCCAUCGAGCAAGGGUAUUCUGAUAAAGCAGAAGCUGUGGUGAAGAUGUCUGCUUUGUGGCUUUUGCCUCGCCAAAUCCUUAAUGGAUUGGCUGAGAGCUUAACUGUAAUAGGACAGAGUGAGUUUUUCCUCACUGAGCUACCUUCAUCUAUGUCUAGUCUUGCUUCCACUCUCAGUGGCCUUGGAUUAUCUGUUGCAAGUUUGGUAGCAAGUUUGAUUCUGAGUGUUGUGGACAGGGUUACUGGAGGUGGAGGACAUGAGAGUUGGGUUUCAAGCAACAUUAACAAGGGUCAUUAUGACACCUACUAUAGUUUAAUCUGUGCUUUGUGCCUUCUAAAUUCUGUAUAUUUUCUCUACUGUAGUAAAUCUUACGGUCCUUGUAAGGAUAGAAGAAAGUAGAAGUUUAGAUUUUUUAUGGUAUUGUAAUGAUAGAGGAAAAUAUAGCGCUUUAGAGGGAUAGAUGGUAGCGAGUCUACAUACAGCAUUGGCAUGAGAGUAUUUGCUUCGUGGGUUCUUGAUGUUGUAAAAGAACGUAAUCACUGCUUAGUGCAAGUUUUCACAAUGAUUAUUAGUGUUUGUUACAUGGUCUGUUCUGUAUCUAAUGCAUAUGCAGAAAAAAUUGAUAA
Vigna unguiculata (cowpea) is the source of this 2396-nucleotide messenger RNA. Its product is annotated as Major facilitator superfamily protein. The record is from RefSeq and is a predicted model, not a curated record. Gene Ontology annotation, cellular component: membrane. Gene Ontology annotation, molecular function: transmembrane transporter activity. Gene Ontology annotation, biological process: transmembrane transport. Lineage: Eukaryota; Viridiplantae; Streptophyta; Magnoliopsida; Fabales; Fabaceae.